This is a messenger RNA of Dunckerocampus dactyliophorus (ringed pipefish), 2468 nucleotides long. RefSeq names its product NIP7 nucleolar pre-rRNA processing protein (gene nip7). The coding region runs from base 101 to 643 and encodes 180 amino acids. Gene Ontology annotation, biological process: ribosome assembly; ribosomal large subunit biogenesis. The record is from RefSeq and is a predicted model, not a curated record. Gene Ontology annotation, molecular function: RNA binding. NCBI's taxonomy places the organism in Eukaryota, Metazoa, Chordata, Actinopteri, Syngnathiformes, Syngnathidae. The transcript is spliced from 5 exons. Gene Ontology annotation, cellular component: nucleus; preribosome, large subunit precursor; nucleolus.
UUUAAAGCAUGACCACUUCCGGUGUUCUUGAGCCACGCUUACACGUUGUUUCUGGGGGAUACAUUUAUUCCAAGACUGUUGUUUUAAAUUAAGUCUAAAGAUGCGACCGCUAACUGAUGAAGAGACGAAAACAUUGUUUGAGAAGUUGUCUAAAUAUAUUGGUGAAAACAUUAAGCUCCUUGUUGACAGACCGGACGGCACAUAUUGCUUCAGGCUUCAUCAUGAUCGCAUAUAUUACAUGAGUGAGAGGCUUCUUAAACUAUCCACAAAUAUCUCCCGGGAAAAACUGGUGUCAGUGGGAACUUGCUUUGGGAAGUUUACAAAAACAAAGAAGUUUCGGCUACACAUCACAGCUCUGGAUUUCCUGGCACCAUAUGCAAAGUUCAAAGUGUGGGUGAAACCUGGAGCAGAGCAGUCUUUCCUCUACGGGAACCACAUCCUAAAAUCCGGCCUGGGGAGGAUCACAGAGAACACAAUGCAGUACCAGGGCGUGGUGGUCUACUCCAUGGCAGAUGUGCCACUGGGUUUUGGAGUGGCAGCCAAGACCACGCAGGAGUGUAGACGAGUGGACCCCAUGUCCAUUGUUGUGUUCCACCAGGCUGAUGUGGGAGAGUUCAUUCGGAAUGAGGACACCUUAACUUAAAUCCCGAUCAAUUCACAUCACUGGACCUUCACUUCACUCAGUGCAGCUGCUGUUUUGAAGGUUGCUGCAGUGCCUGGUUCAAAGGCAGGAUUUUGAUACCUGACAUUCUUUAUAAUAAAUCCUCAUUGUGUUGGAAAUGUAGUGAAAGUUCAUAUAUUUUAGAGGAAUGGAACAAGCUUACGAACUGAACCCUGAACAUUUAUUGAGGUAGAGUGUAUAUAUACCGUAUUAGGCCUGUCUGUCAUGAUAAUUAACUACGUGCCGGCCUCUGUAUAUUGACGUGUAUUCUUGUUUGUUUCCGUCCACUGUCUGUAUCAAACAGGCUGGAUGACAAGACGGUUCACUCUGUGCAUUUGUCUCAACUCCUGGGCGUGUUGGUUCUACAGUAUAGUGAACCCUCCUGUCAGUCUUUCAAUCUGCCCCAGUGGGGGGAGGCGGGGCACUAGUGAGUUCACACACAGACUGUGUUGUGAGGAGUAACAAGCAAGCAAACGCAUAUGGGUGAUUCUCCUGAAAGGGAGUGUAGUUACUUUGAGGAUCACGACUCACCGACUACAGUGAUUUGAAGCCAUAGCCAUGUGAAAAUAUACUGCAAACAUAUUAAGCAGGGGAAACCGUGUCGGAUACGUUCUUCGUGCCUGUUGUGGAUAAACAACAAAAUUAUGUCAAUAUCAGCCCGUUUGCGCAUUACCAUUUUGUGACAUGAACAUUUGUGGCAAAGACAAAAUGGCAGAACUUGGGUUUCAGCUACCGUGAUUCCCAAAGUAUAACACCUCGUUGUGCAUCCAAAACAUGUACUUUGAUCACAUGCCAACUGAACGUUACACCACAUUAAACGUAAACGGCAUAUUCCACACUACGUUGUUAAAAGUUAAUCAAGGACGUGUAUAUGCAAAUGAGCUGACAUCUGCAUUGACACACAGUGUGAACAGAGUAUUUUCAGGUUAUUUCUGGGGGCUUUUUGGUCAGUAUUCAGAAAGUGAAAUAUUGUGAUUUUUUUUUGCCAAAACACUCCAUUUUAUUUUUAUUGGGCCUUUUUUGGUUUGUUUCAUAUUUUAUUUAAAAGCUCUUGGCAUUCCAGUUACAAUGUUAAAUACUCUUGAGAAAUUGAAGUUUAUUGCUUUUGCUACGGUGUACUCGCAUUAUACCAUGUAUAAUCAUUAACAUUAAUGAAAAGAUUGUCUCAACAUAAUGUUGACAAUAUUGUUUAUUGCAAUAAUCUGGAGGACUACCAUCCAGGAAAAUUCAUCAUGACAGGCAUCGAGUCUAUACAUCUACACUAGUCUCUGCAAAAACAAAGACUAGCAGCAAGGAAAAAAAGCUGAAGGUUUCAAACAAAACAAAAAAUAUACAUUGAAAAUGAAGAGGGUCCAUUGUGCGCAAAGAGAACAAAUACAAUUCUGCCAUGUUUUUUUCCACAAACAUGAUGAAUGCUGAAAGAAAACUGAAGGAGGAUAAAAUAAGAUGAGCGAAAAAAAUUGAACGUGAUACACAAAUGAAAACAAAAUAAAGAGAAGCUGGUGAGAAACUGUACACUGGAAUCCGAAUCUUUUAAAAAGCACUCACACAAUGUUUAACUUCUUCAUUGUUCUCCAGCGGUCCUUAAGUUGGACAUUUGUCCUCUCCCGGAAUGAAUAAUAAGACUUGAUCUGGCUCCAGUUGCCCUCUCCAAAUUUUUUCACUCCUUCCUUCAGCUUCUGUGAUUCCUCUUCAGUCCAUUUCUGCAACAAUACGGGAAUGUUACUACCGACAUUAACUGCUGUGAAAACAUUUAAACAUGAUACAGAUUAUGGGUGCACAAUAAAUAUCAGAUCGAUAAUUACUG